Messenger RNA from Pseudoliparis swirei, 9091 nucleotides. It is a transcript of the gene tln1, whose product is annotated as talin 1. The transcript has 57 exons. Gene Ontology annotation, molecular function: structural constituent of cytoskeleton; integrin binding; actin filament binding. Lineage: Eukaryota; Metazoa; Chordata; Actinopteri; Perciformes; Liparidae. The coding region runs from base 391 to 8007 and encodes 2538 amino acids. The record is from RefSeq and is a predicted model, not a curated record. Gene Ontology annotation, biological process: platelet aggregation. Gene Ontology annotation, cellular component: ruffle; cytoskeleton; focal adhesion.
UAAAAGGCUGUUGCUGCCUGGCCCUCAUAGAGCUCCUCGGUCCGGCGCUGCAGUAGCGCGAGGUGUCCACGGGGUGGCGCCACCGCGCCGCCGCCCGGCCUCCAGGGUGGAGUUUAAGCCGCGCGCAGCGAGCGAGAAGCGGAUAGGGAGGAACUCACAAGAAGUCUCUGGCUUCCCCCUCUGGCUCCAAAGCUUCGCUCUCUCUCCGGAAUAAACCCAAAACUCCUUCCACUACUUUCGGGUCUUCAAAGUCCUGAGGGGCCGCCGGCGGGAGAGGAUUCGCGCGCGCAGCCAGAGACAAACAUCCAUCCCUCAGCUGACGGCCGGAGGGCUGUCGCCAAACACACUCCUUCACAUCAGGUGAGUCGGGCGCGGUGCGCAGCAGCAGUCAUGGUGGCCCUGUCCUUAAAGAUCGGCGUGGGCAGCGUGGUGAAGACGAUGCAGUUCGAGCCGUCCACCAUGGUGUACGACGCCUGCCGCAUCAUCAGGGAGCGGGUUCCCGAGGCGCAGCUCGGACAGCCCAAUGACUACGGGCUGUUCCUGUCCGAUGAAGACCCAAAGAAAGGCAUCUGGCUGGAGGCAGGCAAGGCGCUGGACUACUACAUGCUGAGGAAUGGGGACAAUCUGGAGUACAAGAAGAAGCAGCGGCCUCUGAAGAUCCGCAUGCUGGACGGCACGGUGAAGACCGUCAUGGUGGACGACUCCAAGAUCGUCAGCGACAUGCUGAUGACCAUCUGCGCUCGGAUAGGCAUCACCAACUACGACGAGUACUCGCUGGUCAGGGACCUCCUGGAGGACAAGAAGGAGGAGAGCACCGGGACGCUGAGGAGGGACAAGACGCUGCUGAGGGACGACAAGAAGAUGGAGAAGCUGAAGCAGAAGCUGCACACGGACGACGAGCUGAACUGGCUGGACCACGGCCGGACGUUGAGGGAGCAGGGCGUGGAGGAGACGGAGAUGCUGCUGCUGAGGAGGAAGUUCUUCUACUCGGACCAGAACGUGGACUCCAGAGACCCGGUCCAGCUCAACCUGCUCUACGUACAGGCCCGUGACGACAUCCUCAACGGGUCCCACCCCGUCUCCUUCGAUAAGGCCUGUGACUUCGCUGGUUUUCAGUGUCAGAUCCAGUUCGGCGAUCACAACGAGACCAAACACAAGCCCGGCUUCCUGGAUCUGAAGGAGUUCCUGCCCAAAGAGUACAUCAAGCACAAAGGAGAGAAGAGGAUCUUCCAGUCGCACAAAAACAGCCAGAACAUGACGGAGAUCGAGGCCAAGGUCAGCUACGUGAAGCUGGCCCGGUCCCUGAAGACCUACGGGGUCUCCUUCUUCCUGGUCAAGGAGAAAAUGAAGGGCAAGAACAAGCUGGUGCCGCGGCUGCUGGGCAUCACCAAGGAGUGCGUGAUGAGGGUGGAGGAGAAGACCAAGGAGGUGAUCCAGGAGUGGAACCUCACCAACAUCAAGCGCUGGGCCGCCUCCCCCAAGAGCUUCACCCUGGACUUCGGGGACUACCAGGACGGGUACUACUCGGUCCAGACCACCGAGGGCGAGCAGAUCGCUCAGCUCAUCGCCGGCUACAUCGACAUCAUCCUGAAGAAGAAAAAAAGCAAAGACCACUUCGGGCUGGAGGGAGACGAGGAGUCCACCAUGCUGGAGGACUCUGUGUCCCCCAAGAAGUCCACGGUGCUGCAGCAGCAGUUCAACAAGGUGGGCCGGGUGGAGACGGGCUCCGUGGCGCUGCCGGCCAUCAUGCGCUCGGGGGCCGGCGGGCCGGAGAGCUUCCAGAUGGGCUCCAUGCCGCAGGCCAAGCAGCACAUCACCAGCGGACAGAUGCACCGCGGACACAUGCCGCCUCUGACUUCAGCCCAGCAGGCGCUGACCGGGACCAUCAACUGCAGCAUGCAGGCGGUGCAGGCGGCCCAGGCCUCGCUGGACGACCUCGACACGCUGCCCCCGCUGGGCACCGACGCUGCGUCUCAAGCUUGGCGUAAAAACAAGAUGGACGAGUCCAAACACGAGAUCCACUCCCAGGUGGACGCCAUCACAGCGGGCACCGCCUCCAUGGUCAACCUCACUGCAGGCGACCCGGCGGAGACGGACUACACGGCGGUGGGCUGCGCCGUCACCACCAUCUCCUCCAACCUGACGGAGAUGUCGAAGGGCGUGAAGCUGCUGGCGGCGCUCAUGGAGGACGAGGGCGCCAACGGGCAGCAGCUGCUGGGCGCCGCCAAGAACCUGGCGUGUGCCGUGUCCAACAUGCUGAAGACCGCGCAGCCCGCCAACACCGAGCCGCGUCAGAUCCUGCUGCAGGCGGCCGGCAACGUGGGCACGGCCAGCGGCGAGCUGCUGUCCCACAUCGGGGAGACGGACACCGACCCGCAGUUCCAGGACAUGCUGAUGCACCUGGCGAAGGCCGUGGCGAACGCCGCCGCCGCCCUGGUGCUCAAGGCCAAGAACGUGGCCCAGAAGACGGAGGACUCGACCCAGCAGAACCGGGUCAUCGCCGCGGCCACGCAGUGCGCCCUGUCCACGUCUCAGCUGGUCGCCUGCACCCGGGUGGUGGCGCCGACCAUCAGCUCCCCGGUGUGCCAGGAGCAGCUGAUCGAAGCCAGCAAGCUGGUGGCCAAGUCGGUGGAGGGCUGCGUGGAGGCGUCGCAGGGCGCCACCGGCGACGAGGGCCUCCUGAAGCAGGUGGGCGUGGCCGCCACGGGCGUCACGCAGGCGCUCAACGAGCUGCUGCAGCACAUCAAGCAGUACGCCAGAGGGGGGCACCCCAUCGGGCGCCACGGCGAGGCCACGGACCGCAUCCUGGACGUCACCGAGAACAUCUUCAGCUCCAUGGGCGACGCCGGUGAGAUGGUGCGCCAGGCCCGGAUCCUCGCCCAGGCCACGUCCGAUCUGGUCAACGCCAUCAAGAUGGACGCCGAGGGCGAGUCGGACCUGGAGAACUCGCGCAAGCUGCUGUCGGCCGCCAAGCUGCUGGCGGACGCCACCGCCAAGAUGGUGGAGGCCGCCAAGGGUGCAGCGGCGAACCCCGACAGCGAGGAGCAGCAGCAGAAGUUGCGAGAGGCCGCCGAGGGUCUCCGCAUGGCCACCAACGCCGCCGCCCAGAACGCCAUCAAGAAACGUCUGGUCAACAAACUGGAGAAUGCAGCCAAGCAAGCGGCAGCGGCCGCCACUCAGACCAUCGCCGCCGCCCAGCACGCCGCCUCGUCCAAUAGGAACCAGGCGGCCCAGCAGCAGCUGGUGCAGAGCUGCAAGGUGGUGGCGGAGCAGAUCCCUCAGCUGGUCCAGGGGGUCCGAGGCAGCCAGUCUCAGCCCGACAGCCCCAGUGCUCAGCUGGCCCUCAUCAGCGCCAGCCAGAACUUCCUGCAGCCUGGUGCUAAGAUGGUGGCCUCCUCUAAAGCCACGGUCCCUAACAUCGGGGACCAGGCCUCAGCCAUGCAGCUCAGCCAAUGUGCCAAGAACCUGGCCAGCGCCCUGGCUGAGCUCCGGGCCACAUCCCAGAAGGCUCAGGAGGCGUGCGGCCCGCUGGAGAUCGACAACGCUCUGUCCACGGUGAGGGAUCUGGAGAAGGACAUCCAGGAAGCCAAGGCGUCGGCCGAGGAGGGCAAACUGAAGCCGCUGCCCGGAGAGACGCUGGAGAGAUGCUCCCAGGAUCUGGGCACCAGCACGAAGGCCGUGAGCGCCGCCAUGGCUCAGCUGCUGAGUGAGGCCACGCAGGGCAACGAGAACUACACGGGCAUGGCGGCCAGAGACGUGGCUCAGGCUCUGAGGUCGUUGGCCUCGGCCGCCAGAGGAGUCGCCGCCACCACGGCCGACCGGGCGGCGCGCAACGCGCUGCUGGACUGCGCCGCGGACGUCAUGGACAAGUCCGGCAACCUGAUCGAGGAGACCAAGAGGGCCAUCGCCAAGCCGGGGGACGCCGAGAACCAGCAGCGGCUGGUCCAGGUGGCCAAGGCCGUGUCUCAGGCCCUCAACAGGUGUGUGAACUGCCUCCCCGGCCAGAGAGACGUGGACAACGCCAUCCGCUCCGUGGGCGAGGCCAGCAAGACCCUGCUGUCCGACUCCUUCCCGUCCAGUGGGAGGAGCUUCCAGGAGGUCCAGGCUCAGCUCAACGAGGUGGCUGCCGGUCUCAACCAGUCCGCCAACGAGGUGGUCCAGGCGUCCAGGGGGACGACCCAGGACCUGGCCAGGGCCACCAGCAAGUUCGGACAGGACUUCAGCAACUUCCUGGACGCCGGAGUCGACAUGGCCGGAACAUCUCAGUCUAAAGAGGACCAGACGCAGGUGGUCUCCAACCUGAAGACCAUCUCCAUGUCCUCCAGCAAGCUGCUGCUGGCAGCCAAAGCCCUGUCCACCGACCCCAGCUCCCCCAACCUCAAGAACCAGCUGGCAGCCGCCGCCAGGGCCGUGACGGACAGCAUCAACCAGCUCAUCACCAUGUGCACCCGGCAGGCUCCCGGGCAGAAGGAGUGUGACAAUGCUCUCAGAGAGCUGGAGUCGGUGAGGGGGAUGCUGGAGAACCCGACGGAGGCCAUCAACGACCUGUCGUACUUCGACUGCAUCGACAGCGUCAUGGAGAACUCAAAGGUCCUGGGUGAGUCCAUGGCUGGCAUUUCACACAACGCCAAGAACUCCAACCUGCCGGAGUUCGGCGACUCGGUCAGCAGCGGCUCCAAAGCUCUGUGUGGUCUGACGGAGGCAGCUGCUCAGGCCGCCUACCUGGUGGGGGUCUCGGACCCCAACAGCUCGGCGGGCCAGAAGGGCCUGGUGGACCCCUCCCAGUUCGCCCGGGCCAACCAGUCCAUCCAGAUGGCCUGCCAGAACCUGGUGGACCCGGCCUGCACCCAGUCCCAGGUGCUCUCUGCCGCCACCAUCGUGGCCAAGCACACGUCGGCGCUCUGCAACGCGUGCCGCCUGGCCUCCUCCAGGACGCCCAACCCGGUGGCCAAGCGGCAGUUCGUCCAGUCGGCCAAGGAGGUGGCCAACACCACCGCCAACCUCGUCAAGUCCAUCAAGGCUCUGGACGGAGCCUUCAACCAGGAGAACAGGGAAAAGUGUAAGGCCGCCACCGGGCCGCUGAUCGAGGCCGUGGACAACCUCACGGCCUUCGCCUCCAACCCCGAGUUCGCCAGCAUCCCUGCUCAGAUCAGCCCCGAGGGCCACGCAGCCAUGGCGCCCAUCGUGGUGGCAGCCAAGACGAUGCUGGAGAGCUCCACCGGGCUGAUCCAGACGGCCCGCUCCCUGGCCGUCAACCCCAAAGACCCCCCCAAGUGGUCGGUGCUGGCGGGUCACUCCAGAACCGUGUCCGACUCCAUCAAGAAGCUCAUCACCAACAUGAGGGAGAAGGCCCCGGGCCAGAGGGAAUGUGACGACGCCAUCGAGGUUCUGAACGGCUGCAUCCGGGAGGUGGACCAGGCGUCGCUGGCCGCCAUCAGCCAGCAGCUCACACCCCGAGAAGACAUCUCCAUGGAGACGCUCCAUCAGCAGAUGGCCGCCUCGGUCCACGAGAUCAGUAACCUGAUUGACCCGGUGGCGGUGGCCGCCGGCUGCGAGGCGUCCCUGCUGGGCCACAAGGUGUCUCAGAUGGCCAGCUACUUUGAGCCGCUCAUCAUGGCCGCCAUCGGCACAGCGUCCAAGAUCGUGAGCAGCCAGCAGCAGAUGGCGGUCCUGGACCAGACCAAGACCCUCACGGAGUCGGCCCUGCAGAUGCUCUACACCGCCAAGGAGGCCGGAGGGAACCCCAAGGCGGCUCACAUGCAGGAGGCUCUGGAGGAGUCGGUGCAGAUGAUGAAGGAGGCCGUGGACGACCUGGGCGCCACUCUCGCGGAGGCGGCCAGCGCGGCGGGCGCCGUGGGCGGCAUGGUGGAGUCCAUCAACGACUCCAUCAACAAGAUGGAAGACACGUAUUGUCUGGAGCCUGAAGGCACCUUCGUGGACUACCAGACCACCAUGGUCAGGACCGCCAAGGCCAUCGCCAUCACGGUGCAGGAGAUGGUGACCAAGUCUAACACCAACCCCGAUGACCUCGGCGGAUUGGCCAACCAUCUCACCAACGAGUUUGGAAAUCUGGCCAACGAGGCCAAAUAUGCAGCCGUGACGGCCGAGAACGACGAGAUCGGCUCCCACAUCAAGAAGCAGGUGGGCGAGCUGGGCUUCAGCUGCACGGGCCUGGUGACCAAAGCCGGAGCGCUGCAGUGCAGCCCCAACGACUCGUUCACCAAGAAGGAGCUGAUCGAGAGCGCCCGCAAGGUCUCCGAGAAGGUGUCCCACGUGCUGGCGUCCCUGCAGGCCGGUAACCGUGGCACCCAGGCCUGCAUCACGGCGGCCAGCGCCGUGUCCGGGAUCAUCGCCGACCUGGACACCACCAUCAUGUUCGCCAGCGCCGGCUCGCUGAACCGCGAGAACGCCGAGACCUUCGCCGACCACAGAGAGUACAUCCUGAAGACGGCCAAGGCUCUGGUGGAGGACACCAAGCUGCUGGUGUCUGGAGCCGGAGCCAGCCAGGAGAGGCUGGCCCAGGCGGCCCAGUCCUCCGUGUUCACCAUCACCAAACUGGCCGACGUGGUGAAACUGGGAGCCGCCAGUCUGGGUUCUGAAGACCCAGAGACACAGGUGGUCCUGAUUAACGCCGUGAAGGACGUGGCCAAAGCUCUGGGGAACCUCAUCAGCGCCACCAAGGGGGCCGCGGGGAAACCUCACGACGACCCCAGCAUGCUGCAGCUGAAGAACUGCGCCAAGGUGAUGGUGACCAACGUGACGUCCCUCCUGAAGACGGUGAAGGCGGUGGAGGAUGAGGCCACGAAGGGGACCCGAGGUCUGGAGGCCACCAUCGAACACAUCAAGCAGGAGCUGACGGUGUUCAACAGCUCCGAGCCGCCGCCGUCGACGACCACGCCGGAGGAGUUCAUUCGCAUGACUAAAGGCAUCACCAUGGCGACGGCGAAAGCAGUGGCUGCUGGGAAUUCUUGUCGCCAGGAGGACAUCAUCGCCACGGCGAACCUGAGCCGGAGGGCCAUCGCCGACAUGCUGCACUCCUGCAAGCAAGCCGCCUACCACCCCGAGGUCAGCAAGGAGGUCCAGACCAGAGCUCUGCGCUUUGGGAACGAGUGUGCCUGUGGAUACCUGGGCCUGCUGGAGCACGUGCUGGUGAUCAUCCAGAAGCCGUCCCAUGAGCUGAAGCAGCAGCUGGCCAACUACUCCAAGCGGGUGGCCGGCUCCGUCACGGAGCUCAUCCAGGCCGCCGAGGCCAUGAAAGGCGGCGGGUUGAAGCAGACCCGAGCCACGGUCACCAGCAAGGAGAGACGGCUGAGGAGCAGCGGCGGUGCAGCUGCCAAGAAGCUGGAGCAGCUGAGGCCCCGGACCAAGCCCAAGGAGGCGGAUGAGAGCCUGAACUUCGAGGAGCAGAUCCUGGAAGCGGCCAAGUCCAUCGCAGCUGCCACCAGCGCUCUGGUGAAGGCCGCCUCGGCAGCGCAGAGGGAGCUGGUGGCUCAGGGGAAGGUUGGAGCGAUCCAGGCCAACGCCGUGGACGACGGCCAGUGGUCUCAGGGCCUGAUUUCAGCUGCUCGCAUGGUGGCGGCGGCGACCAACAACCUGUGCGAGGCGGCCAACUCCGCGGUGCAGGGCCACGCCAGCGAGGAGAAGCUCAUCUCGUCGGCCAAGCAGGUGGCGGCCUCCACCGCCCAGCUGCUGGUGGCCUGCAAGGUCAAGGCGGACCAGGACUCCCAGACCAUGAAGAGGCUCCAGGCUGCUGGAAACGCCGUGAAGAGGGCCGCCGACAACCUGGUGAAGGCGGCGCAGAAAGCGGCAUUCGACGCUCAGGACGACCAGGCCGUGGUGGUCAAGAGCCGGAUGGUGGGCGGCAUCGCUCAGAUCAUCGCCGCUCAGGAGGAGAUGCUGCGUAAGGAGCGCGAGCUGGACGACGCCCGCAGGAAGCUGGCCACCAUCCGGCAGCAGCAGUACAAGUUCCUCCCCUCGGAGCUGCGUGAGGACGGCCAGGAGCAGUGAGGGAGGCGCGCGCGACGCUCAAAUCCUUCCCCCUCCCCCCGGCGUGAAGCAAGAGGAGGCGUCACCUUCUGUUUCCCGUAUUUAAUUAAAAAAGUCAAAACGAUGCCAAUGAUUAGGAAUUUUGAUGAUACAGAAAUUAUUUUUACGGCUUUUUUUGAUUAUAUAUGAUCAAAUACUUUCCAAUAUAUCUUGUUUUCUGGAUUAUAUGUUUGUUUUUUGUUGUGUACAUGCUACGUUGCUUCGUAAAAUUGAUAAAAUCCUGCCAAUGACUUUUGGCUCGUCUUCACCGAUAGGACGUUUAUAUUUUAGAGACGUGGAGGCGGAGCACAAUUAAGCUUUCUAUGCAAACUGUGCAUAAUCUAUGCAAAUGUGCUAUGCAGACGUGUGUGUGCGUAUGUGUGUGUGUGUGUGUGUGUGUGUGUGUAUCUUUCAAGUGACCACAUUGACGGCGAUGACAUUCAGUUCGUUCCUUGUCAUCCUGUUAAAAACUGAAAUAAGACAAAAGCUGUUUUUUAAAGACUAAAUAGAAGAAGAAAAAAGUAACUUUGCAACGGAACAAAUCUGAGAGGGAACACAUUAUUUUUCUAAAGAUCGAGUUAUGAAAUGUAUUAAAAUAGAUGCUACGUUAGUUAUGUGUCUGUCAGUAUUUGGCCGUGAGCAGCGACGUGUCGAAGGUUCUUGGGACGCGAGUCUGAAGCCAUAUAUUUAACCUGGAGACGUAUGACAUCACAUUAGUUGGCGAUGAUGUCAUCCGUGCCGGUCCUGAUGCGACUCGCUCUCCUCACUCCCGAGGGCCUCGUGUUCCCUCGCUCUUUAUUAAGUGCCUUCGUAGACUUUACCCAGUAUUAUAACUGUUCGUCGUUUCCCCUGACGCACUUCACCGAUUGAAUAAUUUAUCAGAGCAUUUAGAGUCCUUCACGCCACACGAGUCUUUUAUUUUGUUGACGUGCUCCGGCGCGCCUCAGACCAGAGGGACCGCUCCACGGCGCCGUCUGCUCCCGCUCACGUUGUACGUUUCACUGCAGCGUCGCCACGGCAACAUGUAAAAGAGAUUUAUAUUCAAUAAAGCCAGUUUUCAGUGAAA